This is a messenger RNA of Porites evermanni, 675 nucleotides long. The record is from the annotation of a GenBank genome assembly. NCBI's taxonomy places the organism in Eukaryota, Metazoa, Cnidaria, Anthozoa, Scleractinia, Poritidae.
AUGCAACUAUUCAACAUCUACUCGCAUUAUUUCGAAAACAAUGCCCACUUGUCGCUCAAGCCUGAUGACAAUAAAUACAACAUCAUCGUCAAUACGGAACAUGGAAAACCAGUAUGUUUCAUCAGCCGCGUACCAUACACAUCGAAGUCAUCAACAGAAGCUCAUACGCCUAAUUGUCGUAAUCCCAAUAACCUGAUUACCAUUCAACGCUUGCCUUUAAAGGCCAGCAAUGCCCGCCAUAUGUCUUUGGGUCUUUUGAAUGCGCGCUCUAUAAAUAAUAAGGCAUUAUUUAUCAAAGACUAUGUAGUUGAUCAUCAAAUUGACAUCUUGGGGAUUACUGAAACUUGGACCAGAUCAGAUGGAGAAUCCAAUCGUGUUGUGAAUGAGCUGAGUCCCCGGGGAUAUUCAUUCAUCCACGUACCGAGAAAAAAACGAUCUGGUGGUGGUAUUGGCCUGUUAUAUAACACAAGCCUGAAAAUCGAAAGGGUUGAUUGUAACAGUUAUGCCUCUUUUGAAUACUUGGAGGUGAAACUGCACACUGCAUCAACAGUUGUUAGAGUUGUAGUUGUUUACCGCCCUCCUUCGUCAAAAGUUAAUAAACUUACUUCCGCCAGUUCUUUCAUGAUUUCAACGAUCUGCUCGAACACUUCUCAGUUUCCUCUGGUAGGCUUUUGA